AUGGUAAAUGUAAAACGGGAUGCCAUCCAGGGUGGCAAGGAGAUUACUGCCAUAAAAGUAACUAAUUCUAAAUGCGAUGGGAAUGAGUAUGGAGAUAGCUGCAAUGAGACCUGUCGCAAAUGUAUGGACAGCGAGCCUUGUCAUCACGUCAAUGGUUCCUGUGUUAAUGGUUGUGAAUCUGGAUAUCAGGGAAAUAAAUGUGAUAGAGUUUGUGAUUUUGGCUUUUAUGGGCCAAAUUGCAAAAUUGCGUGCAGUACGUUCUGUGAAGUAUCACGUGACUGUCAUCCCAUGACUGGUGCCUGUAAAUCGGGCUGUAAAGCUGGAGUCAAGGGGAGUGAAUGUCUAGUGGUUCAAGACAACUAUCAAAUAAAAUUUUAUGGAAUCAUGAUAUCUUUUUGUGUUACACUUCCUCUGACUGAGCUGUGCCUUUUCUACAAAAUCAUGAAAAGGAUAAUUAACUCGCAAGAAAGAAAAGACAAGACAUAUCAUCAUCAGAGGGAUGAGGUGUUUCUCCUUAAAAGAGACGAUUCUGCAGUUCCCGAGACUCAGGAAAAUAAUCAAGUGUUAAAAGGGGAAUAA
Molecule: messenger RNA, 579 nt
Organism: Saccostrea echinata
Lineage: Eukaryota; Metazoa; Mollusca; Bivalvia; Ostreida; Ostreidae
Product: multiple epidermal growth factor-like domains protein 10
Exons: 5
Coding region: 1-579 (192 amino acids)
Molecular function (GO): scavenger receptor activity
Source: RefSeq, a predicted model, not a curated record